Molecule: messenger RNA, 1599 nt
Organism: Magnolia sinica
Lineage: Eukaryota; Viridiplantae; Streptophyta; Magnoliopsida; Magnoliales; Magnoliaceae
Product: ankyrin repeat-containing protein BDA1-like
Exons: 2
Coding region: 51-1352 (433 amino acids)
Molecular function (GO): protein binding
Source: RefSeq, a predicted model, not a curated record
AGAGGGUUUCGACCGAUGAGAGAGAGAGAGGGAGGGAUAAAGAGAGAGAGAUGGAUUCGAAAAUCUACAAAAUAUUACAGACGAGGGACGUGACUUCCCUGCGAAACGAAAAUGAACUCAUUUUUGAUAGGUUUUUGCCUGAUUUUGUAUCACAGAUCACUCCUUUGCACAUUGCAAUUCAACGUGGGAGCGUCGAAUUUGCCAGAGAAAUCCUACGUCGGAAGCCCCAGCUCGCCUACGUAUUGAGCGCCCAAGGAUUCUCACCUCUGCGCAUGGCAUCGGCAAACGGGUCUGCCGAUAUCGUAAGUGAGCUCUUGCCGUUAAUCGUUGAUGUUUCACAUGAUCGAGAUUCAAAAGGGUGGACUCCUGUCCAUGCAGCAGCGAUGAAAGGUCAUAUCAAUGUCUUGAAGGUGUUCAAGGGAAUCAAAGCCGAGUGGAUCCGAGACAUGACGGAUCGAGAUGAGACGGUCCUACACCUUUAUGUGAAAUAUAAUAAUAAGGAUGAUGAACUGAAGGAAUGGUUGGCUUUGGACGAUGACAAAGAGCUUGUGAAUCGAAAGGAUGCGAAUGGAAACACCAUUCUUCAUCUCGCUGCAAUGAAGAAGGAUAUUCCGAUGAUAACGUACUUGAGCACUGAGAGUACUGGAGUGGAGAUAAACGCCAUGAACAUGAAUGGUCUCACAGCCUUGGAUGUCUUCGCACCUUGUUCUAGUAAUUCAGCAGACAAAGACAUGGUGAAGGAACUCCGAAAGAAGGGAGCUGAAAGAUCCUGGGAAAUGUCCACAGAAAAAUCAGAUAACCAAUUAAAGAAUGUAUUGAUAUUGGUGGGCACACUAACUGCAACCCUAUCCUUCCAAGCAGCCCUCGUCCCACCAGGCGGUCUUUGGCAAGAUGAUUUGAAUAUGGGUUUCAACAACACCUUAAAUAACAAAAAUUCUCAUACCGCCGGCACAUCCAUUUUGGCUGAUAAGGAGCCUAAGCAGUUCCAUACAUUCCAGUCAUUCAACCUUUUGGUGUUUUUCAUGUCCUUGUUCCUAAUCUUAAUAGGCGUGUCGCCGGUAAAACCUGUAUAUCGUGAGAAAAUAGUUUCUCCUAUGCUGCAGAUUCUACUGUUAGCACUCGCUUUCGUGUCAGUGAUGAUUUAUCUUUGCAACAACGUUCACACACCUAAAGGACUUCCACUAGGCUGGGAACUGAAUGCGUCGAAUUUAAUAUUCUUUGCUUGCUCUUUAUUUAUCUGUUUCUCAGUCUCCAUUUUCUAUUUGAUGACUAAAUGUUAUUGGCUGAGGCGACCGACAGUAGCAAGAAACAGGGGCAGCAAUGGUGAGCCAGCGACUCAGCAACAUUCUUGAAUCAUGUCAUUUCCAUCCAUCGUAUUCUUGCCAUAAUGUAUGUUAUUAGAGUACAUGAUACCUAUCGUGGGUAGUUAUUUAGAUGGAUUCAUGUGCAUCUGUUAUAAUUUCUAGUGUCUCACAUCUUCUGUAUAUUUCUUUUAUUGUCAAUGAAAUAAACAAGUUAUAGUUUUCACAAUGUAGUCUCUUAUGAUAUAACAUAUUAUUUAAGUAUUAUAGUAUUUUAUGAUCUUUUGUGUUGGGCUUU